UUCUUUCAUAUUGUUUUAAUAUUUUUUUUAAAUAAUGGACGGUCAAUAUAUAGAGUUGUUACCAAAAACAAAUAAAUCGAAAUGAUUACAGUUUGCUUAAAACAAUCAAGUUAUAAUGUAUCAAGGCGAAAGCAGUACACUAACGUAUACUGUUCAGGGGGAGGGAUCGCCGGGCCCCCGGCCCAACAAGAAGGGAUCGGGUACCCCUUUAAACUCGCAGCCAACACUCCCCGAAGAUGAUCAGGACUGGUUCAAAGAACAAUAUGAAAGAAAAAUUGGUACACCAGCAUCGUGUACGACGCCUGAUAUUAAUGUAAUUCUCAAAAACCUUAUUUUAAAGUAUAAAGGUCCUAAAGAAAGCGCAGCGUAUGCGGAGCCGGUGAAUCCUAAAACGGAAGCAAAACUUUUGAAAUGGCCUGAUAUGCCGAAUAUAAAAAAAUGCCUCUGCAGGGAUUUUGGUUGUAUUUGCAGAGGAUGCAAGCUCUCUGAAGCCGUGAGCAUUCCGUAUGCUUCGACUUCUUCGAGUAAAAACGAGCCUGCUGGAACUUUUAUGGGAUCCUUGGAGGUAGCUUUAAUAGAGGCCACGGAGUCGUACAUGUUGUUGCUGAGUGACGACCGCACUAUGUGUCUGAAAUGCCCGGAGUUUUGCGCGUCGCGUUGUAUCUCCUUCAAGUUUGAGACACCUGAGCAGAUACCUUCCAGGACGGAACACUUGGAGGAAAAACUGAGGUUAGACGAAUACUCAUACACGCUUAAAAAGCGUAGAAUGAAGCGCAUCAUGAAGUACCAGCAGGAGCAUGCGAGAGAGAUCGAGGAAGGGUUAAACGAGGAAAAUUGCGGAAAUGUCAAUGAAACAAGGAGCAAUCAAAGCAGGUGGAAAUUUGGAUCAAAAAUAUUUAAGAAGACAGCUAAGGACGGAUCAUGAAAGGUAAUAAAAUUUCUAUAAAGUACCAAGAAUU
Molecule: messenger RNA, 959 nt
Organism: Papilio machaon (common yellow swallowtail)
Lineage: Eukaryota; Metazoa; Arthropoda; Insecta; Lepidoptera; Papilionidae
Exons: 6
Coding region: 116-925 (269 amino acids)
Source: RefSeq, a predicted model, not a curated record